Messenger RNA from Thermothielavioides terrestris NRRL 8126, 1549 nucleotides. RefSeq lists its product as uncharacterized. The record is from RefSeq and is a predicted model, not a curated record. The coding region runs from base 91 to 1320 and encodes 409 amino acids. NCBI's taxonomy places the organism in Eukaryota, Fungi, Ascomycota, Sordariomycetes, Sordariales, Chaetomiaceae. Gene Ontology annotation, biological process: nuclear membrane reassembly; autophagosome assembly; proteasome-mediated ubiquitin-dependent protein catabolic process. The transcript has 3 exons. Gene Ontology annotation, cellular component: nucleus; cytosol. Gene Ontology annotation, molecular function: ubiquitin binding.
CAGGUUUUCAUCCUGGAUUUUGGCCCUCCUUCUUCCUCGUAACCCGUCAUUCUCCCCGCCCGAAUACUACCGACUGCUGGACUCUGCAGGAUGGCCGACCACGAUACGCUGAUCAGCAACUUCUGCGAGCUGACGGGCGCUUCAACGCAGCAGGCUGCAGAGUAUCUCAGCGCUAGCCAGUGGGAUAUCGGCUCUGCCGUGGCGUCGUACUACGCAGACAUGGAGGAGGGCCAGGAGGCACCCGCAGCGACUGCUUCUGGCGCCGUUCCGGGCCCGGAGUAUACCGGCCCGCGAAGACUGGACGGUCGUCCCGCGCCCGAAUAUGCCGCUACCUCCUCGUCGGCUGCGAAGAAGCCACAAAAGCGGACUGGUCUGGCCACCUUGAGUUCUCUGGGCAGCGGCCACGAUCAUGACGAGUCGGACGAUGACGACUACGAUGACGACGACGACGAGCGACGCGGUCCCCGGGAUCUGUUUGCCGGCGGAGAGAAGUCCGGCUUGGCAGUACAGGACCCUGCCCAGCGGUCGUCUGAUCCGAGGCGGCUCAUUCAAGACAUCUUGGCCAAGGCUCGCUCAAAUGCUCGACAGUCAAACCAAGAACCUGCGGGCCCUUCGAGAAGCCAUUUCCGUGGUGCGGGCCAAACGCUUGGCGGAGAUGGCGUUGAGAGCCGCAGGAUUCCCGACCCUCGCGGCGAACCCAUUCCUACCGCCACCACCGAAGGCCCCGUACAAGAGCGCGUUUUGCACAUUUGGAAUGACGGCUUCAGUAUUGACGAUGGCGAGCUGCGACGCUUCGACGACCCACAGAACCGCGCCGACCUGCAGAUGAUCAGGGAAGGGAGGGCGCCCAUCCACCUCAUGAACGUGCGGCUGGACCAGCGCGUCGACGUCAAGCUCCAGCAACAUAACGAGAACUACCGCCCCCAGCCCAAGAUUUACCGCCCCUUCAGCGGUGAAGGCAGGCGCUUGGGCAGCCCCGUCCCGGGCGAGCCCACGCCGGCCCCGCCUGUGGCGGCGGCCACCACGACCACAAGCGCCAGCUCGAGUCAGGCCCCAUCCACGGGGGUCGACGAGUCGCAGCCGACGCUCAGGCUCCGCAUCCGGCUCCCCGACGGGACGCUCCUCAACGCGCGUUUCAACACCAGCCAGACGGUUGGUGACGUGUACGAAUUCAUUGAGCGGGCCUCGCCGUCGACCAGCAGCCGCCCGUGGGUGUUGUCCACAACGUUCCCCAACAAGGAGCACGAAGAUAAGGGGCUGGUCCUGGGCGAGAUGGACGAAUUCAAGAGGGGCGGCACGGUGGUCGUCAAGUGGAAGUAGAGAGAGAGAGUAAACGGGGAGGAGGGGACGGUUAUGCUGUUCUGGCGUGGGUUGGGAAUUUGGGCCACAGGCGUUUGGCGGUUCGGCAAUUGCUGGCCAUAGAAGGGAGGAGUUCUGCAACCCGUCCUGCUGCUUGACUACGUAGCUCGCGAGGAUGGGUUAACACUGACGGAAAUGGUUCAUGCCAACAGAAUUCUGGUCCCAGAAGCAGGGCGACGAGGUACUCACU